This is a messenger RNA of Danaus chrysippus (African queen), 882 nucleotides long. NCBI's taxonomy places the organism in Eukaryota, Metazoa, Arthropoda, Insecta, Lepidoptera, Nymphalidae. The record is from the annotation of a GenBank genome assembly.
AUGCAUGGUGUCCUAUUUCUUUGUUUGUCGCUGGUGGCAGCGACGUCGGCGUAUUUACAAGUGCCCGAGGACUAUCAUCUAGAAGUCGGAAUACCAACAGCGACGAGAAUAAAGGAAGCCGAAGAUAAAAUCCUUUCCCUUCAGAAUAAUGGACAAAGGAUCGUAGGUGGAAAUGUUGCUGGUGCAAACUCUCACCCGUAUCUGGCUGGUCUUCUUAUUACAUUCUUCAACCACCCUGGUACAUCAGCUUGUGGCUCGUCCCUCAUAUCUUCUAAUCGCCUGGUGACCGCUGCUCACUGUUGGGACACAGCCAAUUACGCUGUGAGACAGUUCGUUGUAGUCCUUGGAUCACAGAUGCUCUUCUCUGGAGGAACGAGAAUAGCAACCAACAACGUGGUAGUUCAUCCACGAUGGAAUCGACAGUAUUUACAAAACGACAUAGCCAUAAUCUAUUUGCCAACCAACGUUAGGUUUUCCGCAUCAAUCCAACCUAUUGCUCUACCUGCAAAUGAUUUGAAUGAUUCCUUCCAAGGAUUCUUAGCAACAGCCUCUGGUUACGGAAAGACGAGUGAUUGGCAGACUGGAGUAUCCGCGAGCUCGAGGAUUAAUGAAGUCGACGUACUUGUGAUAGGUAACACUCGUUGCCAACGGUCGUUCGGAACGAAUUUCGUCCGUCCAGACGUCUUGUGUACCGAUGGCAUAGGAGGCGUCGGCAUUUGUGGAGGAGAUUCCGGAGGACCAUUAGUUCUAAGGAAUAGAUUCGGACAACAGAUUUUGGUUGGCGUCAGUUCUUUUGCUGCUACCAACGCCUGUGAGAGAGGCCAUCCCUCAGGAUUCGUCAGGGUUACCAGUCAUUAUAAUUUUAUCCAUCAGCAUUUGUAA